AUGCACCGAUUACCAAAAAUUGCGAUUGAUACUGUUCGAACGAAGGGUCAGGUCCAAGAGGCCCGUUCCAAAGACAAGAUUAUAUAUGUAUGCGCGGAUGAUACUGCAUCCGAUGAUUCGAUGAAACGUCUAGAAGAACUAGGGCUUGAUCAAAAGGCUACUUGGAAGACUGGCACUUCCACUUUGAUGCCAGGACCUCGGGAAUCAUCGCAAUUUGGCACCUAA
Messenger RNA from Penicillium taxi, 225 nucleotides. RefSeq lists its product as uncharacterized. The transcript has 2 exons. The record is from RefSeq and is a predicted model, not a curated record. Bases 1 to 225 code for a protein of 74 amino acids. NCBI's taxonomy places the organism in Eukaryota, Fungi, Ascomycota, Eurotiomycetes, Eurotiales, Aspergillaceae.